CCCUCGCCUCGCCAUUUCAUUUUCUUUUCGUUACUCGGCUUUUGUUGAAGAAUAUUGUAGUUGAGGAAAACAUUGUGACGGGUAUUGAUUCCGUAACCUGUUUAAUAACAAGCGCUUUUUCUCAUGUACCAUGCUAAGUUCUUUCAAUUGACGAGUCAUAUUUAUUAUAGCUAUUCUAGUAGUUGUUGAUACAAGAUGGCAAGUGAAGAUGUGAUAGAAUUGGGGUCUUCGGACGAUGAAACAGAGCCGGCACCAAAGAAGAUCAAGCCAAUGCCUAAUGCAAUGGUGUGCAUUCCAAGAAAGUUACACGAAGUAACAAUAAAACCUGCCAAACUAAACAUAGGUUCGGCACAGAAAGAAGGUAAAGUAUCAAAAGGUGGACCAACUUCAAAAGAAACCACAGUUUUGAAAAAUAUUACUUUACCUAAGGGAGUAUCUCUUACUAAAGCUAUUCCAAUAAAACCUGCAAACACGACAAACAAUCGACCUGCAGUUCAAAUGGUACCUGUAGCCAAGAAAAAAGUUACACAAAAGGCCUCCAGUUUGGUGACAAAUCCUUUUGCUAGCAAAACUAAGAGCAACGGCAAGGCAACUCAAAAUCGUGUUGUUAAACAAAAUUUGAAAGCAACAAAACCAGUGACAAGACCUAUAAAUGUACAAAAUUUUCCAAGAAUCACAAGUACUACUUCAAUGGCAAGAACUGCCACAGUGAUGAAAAAUCCAAUCAAAAUACUAAACUCUAAUUCCCUUAAUAAUUUGCCAUCUGGUAUAACAGUAAAGAGAACAACCAUGUUAAACAAAAAACCAGUUAUAUUCUUAAAAGCACCAACUUUAAUUCAAAACAAACAAGCAGUAAAGAAACCCAAUGUGAUGCAAAUAAUCACAGUUCCUACAGUGGAGUUAGAUGAUGAUGAUAGUGCAUCUACUACUUCAAGUCCUGCUUGGUACAUAAGGCCUGAAGAGCAAACGGAAGAAACUACAUUGGAAGAAGAGAAUAAUGCAGAACCAGAAACCCCUAAAAUGAUUGAAAUUACAAUUGAAGACAGUCCCAUAAAACCAUUUAAUAAAAGAAAUUGUGAGAUUGGAGCUGAGCUGGCCAUAACUAUAGAUGAUAGUCCCAUUAAGGCCAUAGAAAAGAAUGCGUCACCCAGUGGAAGCGACAAUGAAACAAGUACUAGUAAAGAACCUAACAGUAGGAAAAAGUUGAAUUAUCCCAAAGAGUCUGAAAGUGAUAGCAGGAAAACUGUUGAGAUAGAAAUAGAUUUUCCGUAUGAAGUAAGUCUAGACACAAGUUCAAUCAGAAGUCAAAAUAGUGAUCAACAAGAAACUGUUGUUGUUGUUGAGGCAUCAACAGAAUCAAAUCAGCAACAUUCAGGCAAAAGUGAAAAAUAUAUAGAAAAGGAAACCAAUUGCGUAGCCAUUAAAGAAAACAAAAACGAGAAUCCAAGUACCAGUAGUAUUAGUAGCAAGACUAGAACAGAGAGUGAAUUCCACUCUGUGUAUCAAAGUUUCAUAGACCUAUGUUUUCAAUUAGAAAAUUCUGAUGAUAUGAAGAAAAUAGUUGACAAGAAAAUAAAAGCCUAUUACAGACAAGUUCCAAAAUCAUUCACAGAAUCUGAGGAGUUUAUUGAUAUGGUUUCAAGUAAAGUACUUGCCAUGAAGGCUAGUCCUGACAAGAUGUAUUUGUAUAUAAAAGAUAUUGUUGAUGAAUUAAACAUGCAAAGAAAGGUAACUAAAUCACAAGCGGCAGAAAAGGAGACAAUAACUGAAGAGCCUAAGCAGUUUGAGUUUAAAGAGGAGAAUGAAUACGACUCGAGACGCCGGCGUCAGAUCCGAAAGCUAGAGAAGACCAUAAAGAAACUGCACAGAGCUAUACAAAAACUAGAGGAACAGGAGGUUGACUUUGAGGAUGAGGAUGAUUCUGUUUAUCUAUUAACUGAACGGUACAAAGAACGUAUGAUGCGCGUCUAUGCGAAAUUUUGUCAGUUGACAAAUACUAAAAUGCCUUCGGAGCCUCGACUUCAGAUUGACGCGCGGCCAGGUAGACCCUCAGGGCCGGCCAAACGUCUUGAGAAGUGGAUAAACAAAAAGGUCCCGAUUGGCACACCGCUGCCGUUCCCGGAUUUCCAUGACGUACUCCGUUGCGUUAGAGAAGCAAACACUGAAGAUAAGUUAGACUGGAAUGAGGCUGAUAUUAUGGAAGAAGCCCGGGAUUUAUUUACGAGAUGCGGUAAAAAGCUGCAACGGCGCCGACAGGAGAAUGAGUGGAGACUGGCAGCUUCAAGAAUUACCUUAGACGUAGACCCCGCGGAAAAUAACGACCAGCUGAAAAACAAACUUGAAGAAAAUAAAAGACUAGCAGCAAAGAGAGAGACUGAUAUAUUUAAUAAGUAUGCAGACAGACAGAACCAGCUGAAGUUAGAAGCUGUAGAGAUAGGCGACAAGGAAGCAGAGGAAUCACCAGUUGAAAGUGAAGAAGAAGUUAAUGAUGAAACUGUUUCAUUAGAAAAUAAAGGUAAAAGAAAGGAAAGACUGAAAAGACUCAUACAAGAAAUAUCGAAAGGGAGUAGUGAAGAAAAAAAUAAUGAAACAUCGAAGGAACCUGAAAUUGAAGCAAGUUCCAAAAAACCUGAAGAUGAUAAUGUAGAUGAAAACAAAAUAGAAACAAAUGAAGAAACAAAAACAGAAGAUAAAGAAAGUAAAGGAGAUUCAGGCGAUACAAUAGAGAACAACCAGGACAAGGAAAAUUCUCAUAAUGCUACUGAAACUCUAUCAGUAAGUGAUGAAAGUGACAAUCUAGAAUCAGAUGUAGAUGAGUUGCAUCUUUUGCAAAAACUCCAUUCAGCUAAUGAAGAUGAAUCUUCAACACUUGAGUCUUCAAACUCUGAUAGUCCAAUAGCAAUUUCCGAUUCACUUGACUCCGACAGUGACGAUAAAAAGCAGCUAAGUGAUGUCAUUAGUAUUGAAAAUUCAAGCUUUUCAGAAAGUGAGGCUGAUAAAGGUGAUAGUAAAAAACUUCAAGAAUCGGACAGUGUUCAGCCAGUAGAUGCAGACGGUCCACCCAAACAAACUGAAACAUGCAUUGUGGGCAUCGAAACAGACAGUCCGAAAGACGUUGAAACAUCUCUAAAGGAAGAUGACAAAGAGAGUUGUGACCCUAACAUGAUAAAUACUCUUGAAUGUAAAGAGUCUGAAAAUAUAUUACUUGCAUCAUCAGACGAAGAAAGUCAAGGGGAGGAGCCUUCUCCUGGUGGUGUCUGCAUUAAUCUAAAAGACGAUCUCAUUUCAAUCGACGAAACAGUUGUUGGAACUGGUCUUGAUGAAACAAUUAAAGAAUCUGAAAGUGCAGCCAAUGGAAUCAUUUCUGAAAAAGAUACAGAAAAAGAUAGUAUAAAUGAUGUAAAUGCUAAUAAUCAUCUGAAAGGUGACAAUGAAGUGAAAGAAAAUGUCAAUAACAAUGAGGCAAUUGAUUCAUCUCUUAGCAAAGAACCUAGUGCAUCACAUGAAGAAUCGUCACAGAAAGAUAUAUCAAAAUCAGUCGACACAGUAACAUAUAUGGAUGUUGAUCCCACAGACAAAGAAUUGGAAACAAUUCGAUUACAAGAAAUUAUUCAAUCAACAUCAUCUUUAUAAACUCAGUAGCCCAAAUUUGUGUUAAAAAUGACUGAUAUUAAGUUAUAUUAAAAUACGAUAUUUAAUGAGAUAGAUGAUAAUAUUUGUAUGAGUACAUAGUACGCCCUAGUAAUUGGUAUAUGAUGCAGGUAAUACUGUCAAACUGCAAUUUUUUAACUAAUUGGUUGUAAAUAAAAUAGCUAUCCCUUAUUAUCACCUAAUUUUAAAUACUACAUAAAUGUAUAAAUGCUACCUAUGUGUAGGUAACCUGAUCUGAAUUGAUAUACAUACAUCUCUAAAUUCUUUGGAAGCCAAUAGCCGUACAUAGUGUAUUUGAGAUACACUGUUUAUGUAUUAUAGAUUUAUAAAUAACCGCAUUUACUUCCUUAGAGUGCUUCAAAUUACGUCAGUACUGGCUUGAUUCUUCAUUUUAUAAAUAAUUUUAUUUUAGCAUUAAAUAUUGUUUUUCUCAGUAAGUAAUCUUUAAGUAUGAUUAAUAAGCAAUUUGAUCACAAGGAUAUAAAGUAAUAAAUGAUCUUACAGAAGAAUA
Helicoverpa armigera (cotton bollworm) is the source of this 4162-nucleotide messenger RNA. Its product is annotated as titin homolog. The record is from RefSeq and is a predicted model, not a curated record. The coding region runs from base 196 to 3633 and encodes 1145 amino acids. Gene Ontology annotation, molecular function: histone binding. NCBI's taxonomy places the organism in Eukaryota, Metazoa, Arthropoda, Insecta, Lepidoptera, Noctuidae. The transcript has 6 exons.